GCACUUCACUCGAGUUCGUGAGGGUCUAAGGUGAGCGUGGGCUGGGUGGGUCACUUAUCCGCCUAUUGGAUCUUUCUUAAUUUAUUUGUUUCUUGGAGAUUUUAAAAAGAAAUAUAUGAAAAAAAUUGUUAAUGUAAUAGUGGGACCACAGCAUCAUUGAGACUUCUUCACUGACACAGAGGCCUAAUCUAAAAUUCAAAAUUUGUCGUCUUAAGAGAAAACUUUUGUUCCAAGACUAGGUGGUGCGCCCUAACGGCAGUAGCUAGAUACAUGACGUUAACGAUUGUAUUGGAAGAUGGCGUACAUCAACGUUGUUGAAUGGACUCCUGAACAUACAGCGGAAUGGUUACAAGGUCUUGAUGAUGGUAUUGUGCCUUAUGCUCACUUUUUUUUAAAUAACAACAUUGAUGGCAGACGAUUGCUAACCCUAGUUGCAGAAGAUUUGGUUAAUUUGAAUGUUAAUAAAAUUGGACACCAAGAGCUGAUACUGGAAGCUGUGGACCUUCUUAGGCAGUUGCAAUACAACCUUACAUCUGAGAACCUACAGUCUUUGUCACUGAAACUGAGCUGCAAGGCAUGGAACCUCUUUAAUGAAUUGAAACUUAAUGGACCAUUGGAAGCCUCAGAUAAUAAGAAACAAGAAAAGGUGUCAACAGCAACACUUUCAGCCGUCUCGGACAUUUUGGUGUCUGUGAAGUCUCUCAUCUCUUGGCUAGACAGGUAUCCUUUCUGUGGUCAAGACCAGUAUACCCCUGUUAGAAAAACUGUGCUUAAGUUGAGUAUAGAGUUGGCCUCAACUGCUCAGAGAGACCAGUUUGUUGAAAAACCACAUCAAGUGAUAAAGAAUAAUUGUUUGAACCUUGCAGAACUGUGUGACAAAGUCAUUCAGGAAUAUAGUGACUCACUGCUUAUUCAACCAGCAUCUUUAGAUGUUGCCACUGUGAAGAAAAAAUCUGAUGAAGAACUGGGAAUGCACAUUCAUUCUUCUUAUUCAGGUGUUCAUAUGGUUGGAGGAGUAAAGUUUCAGAGUCCGGCUCAUCGAUCUGGACGAAUAGAAGAGGGAGAUGAGAUUGUACAAGUAAACUACCAGACAGUUGUUGGAUGGCAGUUGAAAAGACUUGUAAAUGCCAUGCGGGAACAUCCAACAGAAGCUCACCUGACUUUAAAGAAAAGACCAAGACAUGUAAACAACUUUGGUCAGGUUAUUGUGCUUCGACCGUACAGGAUUCCUUCUAAGAAGUCUUUCUUUGGAAAGGUUCACAAAUGGUCUGAAGGUAGCUCUCUACACAUUCAGGCUUACCCAGAGCAGAAUUCUCAACCUGUGAUCACACGAACUGAACCUGAUGAUGAGGAUGAUUCAGCAUUCCUUCCUGAUGACACUGCUGUUGGACAAAAUCAGGUUAUGCAUGCCGCUCUUCCAGUCCACUACAAUGUAUUUCCUGCAAAAUCUCGUGCUACAGUCCAGAGACGAGCCACCGUUAGUGGAGCUUCUCCAACGAUCACUCGUCCUCCUGUAAAUAUUGAAGAACUUGUAGCUAACGCACCUGUUCUGAAAAAGAAAAAAGACAGUAUUACUCGUAGCAUUUCUCAUGAUCCGGCUAAUUUGACUGGCUCUGCAGAAGGAAAUGGUAAGGCAGUCUCACCACGCCUUGGACCAAUCACAUCAACUGAUUCAGAGGAAAGCCUAGAGAAAGCAAAAUAUCAGGAAGUGGAUUUCUUAAGAAAAGAGCCUGUGGUUACAUCAGUGCAAAGGCCAGUAACUGUUGCAGCAAUUCGAGGGUUAGAAAAAGUUGCUGAGAGUACUUCGGCAGAAUGCAGGAUUUCAGGGAGUGAGUUAGUUCUGCCUCUCCAAGAAGAGGAUUACACUAUUCUAGAAAAUAAAAGUCUCCACACUGAUAGUAUGCAGGAUUCUGGUAUCUCUACGGCUACAAGUGAGAUUUCAACAUCAACAUUUAUGGGAAACAAAGAAGAAGACAGGGAAGCUAAUGCUACAGAUUCUGGGGACAAUGAUGCCUUCAGUGGAUCUUCAACAAGAGGAGUGUGGACUGCACAAGACACAACUUUUGGUGGGCGCCAUCUGAGUGCUCGAGAUAUCAGUAAUGUUGUAGCUGGUGGAUCAAUGUGUAACGUCGAAAACCAGCCAGUGCUAACCAAGGUCACAAGAAUAAUAUCACCUCAUUGUUUAGUGGAGAGUCAACACCUUAGAGUGUCAAAAAAGGAAAAUGACAAUUGCAGUUAUGAAGUAACUGUUGUAGGAGGAGUUCCUCAUAAGAGACCCACCCACUUGAAAGAAGAAAAUCAAGUACAGUCAGGAUAUUUAAGAAGAAAGCCACAUUUGCCCUCAAGAUUAGCAACCAACAGAAGAAUAUCUUGCAAAGACUUAGGAAUGGGUGAUUGUGAAGGUUGGCUUUAUUAUAAGAAAGAACGACAUGGAAUUCUUACAGGGGCUCGUUGGACAAAAUGUUGGGUUAUAUUGAAGAAACACUACUUGUACUGCUAUCAAAGCAAAGAAAAUGAGAAAGCUGAUUGUCUUGUUUACAUCCCAGGUUUCACUGUGUCCCCAGCUCUAGAAAGUAAAUCUAAAAAAUAUGCAUUCAAGCUUUAUCAUCCUGGAACAACAUUUUACUUUGCAAGUGAUUCUCAACAAGAUAUGGUAAAGUGGUUGAACAAGCUUGGCCUUGCAGCAAUAGCUUUUGAUCCUUCCUCCAUUUUGCCGACCAAUAGAUCUGAACUAGACAAAGCUAUCUGUUCUGAAAAUGCUUACUUCAGUGAGACUGAAGAAGAGAGUGAAGAAAGCAGUCCAGGAAAUAAUCGUCGAGUCUUUCACAUGGAUCAGCAUGAACCCUCUUUUUUAUCGGGAUCAUUUUCAUCAGGAUUGUCAACGUCGGAAAGUUUAGAAGAUUCUUUACAGUCUCAUCAUGGUGAUGAAGAAUCAGUAAACUCAUCACGGUUAGGUGUAUCUAAUAGUGGUGGUGAUGAUGUAGCAAAUUUACGUAAUAUUUCUGAUAACAAUGUAACAAGUUCAUCUUUAAACUCAUCUUCAGUCAAUUUAACAAAAUCAGGUUUCUUAAACCACUUUGAAAAAGUGAUGUCUCGUACAAUUGUGACUUCACAACCAACCUUUCCACCAAAUUCUGCAUUACUUCCUUACUGUAGCACUGCAAGUUCUCCAUUAAUUAAUUCACCUCAAACAGUGUCCAAUUCAACCAGUAACAGAACAAGCUGUAGUAAUGUAAACUCUACAUCUAUUAAUUCACCUGAAUCUGUCUUCGCUUCUGACAGUGGCAAAACAGGAAGCCACUCAUAUCAUUCAGAAAAACUGUACAAUAUCCAUAGACCCAGAAGAGGAGGCACUGCAUCUGUUUCAAAAAAAUCCUCACCUUCUUACCCUUCAAAACCAGUACAUAGUAGCCAUGGAAGACAAACAAGUAGUUCCCUAAGCUCUGUAUCUUCGAACUCAUCUUCAAUGUACGAUAGUUAUAAGAAUAGAAUAGUUGUGAAUAAUAAUAAUAUUAACUCGCUGUCCAUUUCUAUGAAGCCUGAGGUAAGUUUUCAGAGAGAUCAAAGACAAAAUAUUCCAUCCGUGACUUCCAGUAGGCCAAAUGGGAUUAGUUCUACCAAUACACAACUUGGUAACACUGAUACUUACCAAAAACAAAGCUUAGAGUCACAGUAUCCUUGGCCAGGAUUAGGAACUUACCCCGGAGCAGAAGGAAGACAGGUUUUGGAUACUCGGACAAACCGAUUUUCUGGUGGCUUUCAUCACUCACUAGGUCGCCAGAAAUCUGCUGAAAAAGAAAUGAGUCCAGGAUUUGUGGCCAGAAUGGCAGGGUCUUACAACAGCCUUUCUCAGAAAGGUACUACUACUCCCUCUGGUUCCUUAGAAAGGCUUCGCCUGCGAGACCCUUCUCCUGCUCCUGGUUAUGUUGCAAAGAUAUCAGGUUCAUUUGAUCAACUUGCAAAAGAAAGAGCUAAGUCAGAAUCUUCAGCUCCAAACCAUAGUUUUCAAGAGGGUAGCAGCAAACCUACACACAUGUCUUGUAAAUGGGAACCUGCCAGAAAUCAGUGUAGCUCCACCAGUCGGGAUCAUAGAUUUCUUAGUGAUGCUGAUUUGCAAGGGCGUUUCCAAGGGACCAGUUAUAGAGAUGUGGGACAACUAGAUCAUGAUGUCAGUUUGUUAGACAAAGAAUACAACCGACUCUAUGGAAAAAAGAGACAACCAGGUGGAAAGCCUAACAUUGCUCCACAAUUAAAUAGAUCAGGCUCUAGAACAGAAAUGAGAAUGUAUGGAAGUAAAGUUCCUUAUGAUUUUCCAAAGACAGCAACCAGUCAGCAAAUUCAUCACCUAUAUACAUCAAGGCAUGGGUCAGAACAAGACCUUACUCAAAUGGCUGUGGAUACAGCUGACUCUCGGUUGAGGAAAGAAUUUAUGCAGCAACAACUAGGAACUAUACCAGGAGACACCUCAGGUUUAAAUGGCUCAUUUUUUCCAUCAACAGGUAUUUCUUUACAUAGGACUUCAGCUGUCCAUACAAGUUCUAGUGGAGUGGAAUCAAACUCCAAACAAAAUGAAUCUAAAUCUGGACACAUGUUUCGACUCUUUGGUUCUUCAAAAAUUUCUAAAAUUGUUUCACCUAAACAAGAAAGAAAGCAUAUUUUUGGUGGAAAGAUAAAAUCUCCGAAAGCAGAAAGAAAAAAGGGUGAAAAUAAAAACGUUACAUCUUCACGUGACAGAACAUUUCUUGGUUCCCCCAAACUUGGUAGGGCAAUAUUUGGCUCUCCAAAGUCUGACCGAAAAUUAAUGAAUUCGGCUGCUGUACAGACAGACCACAGUUUUGAUCCUCUAAUUCCAGAAUCUCCACAGCAUUUAGAUGCUGGCUCUAGUUUGAGACAUUCUGAAGAAUCCUUGAAGUCAUCUCGUUUAGAGGAGUUAACAGCAUAUCCAGAUAUAAGUGAGGAGUUCUUGAAGACUAGUAGCAAUAGUAGUUUGAAUAGCAGUGCUUCUGGAAGUGUUGUUUCCUCGUCCAGUAGUUCUCGCUACUAUGUGGAAACUAGGAUUCGUCCACAGAUCACCAUCAGUUUGCCACUAGUGACAGAAUCAUCCUCAGAUGAGCUACCUGACACUCCCCGAACACCACUGAAGCCUACCAUGGGGGUCUCAAUGUUGGGAAAAAGGAGGACAGGAAGUGUAAAAACUCCUCCCUUAAAACGCAAAGAGUCUGUUGUAGAAUCUCCAGAAUUGGCCUCAAGCAAAAAUGAAGUCACUUUCAAAAUUAAUGCAUCAGAAGAAUCAGACCUGGAUAAGGAUGAGCUUGUUCAGCUUGCCAGUGUACUUAGGAAGGCAAACCUCACAGUAGAUGGAGUAGAUAUAUAUGUGAGACGACGGCGAACAAUGUUUGAAGCCUCAGAAAACAAGAGAGAAAGUCAACUAAUGCUACAAUAUUUAGCUUUGAAACGAACUUUGAAGGAUCGUGAAGCUGAAUUAAGUGCCAUAGAUGAUCUUCUGGUUGAGAAUGUUACAUCAGCCCAGCUAGAAAAAUGGGCCUGCAAGUAUCCUCAUUUAUUACCACCAGGAUAUUGCUGAUAGACAUCCUUUCUAGACACUUCUACUUUCAUUUAUAUCUACACGAUCUAUAGACAAACAAUUUAAUGUACCUAAUUGUACUGCUGUGUAGUUGAAAGUGUGUUGUGUAUGUUGAUGUACUAGUAAUCAUAGCCUUUACAGAAGUGGAAUGAACCUGCAAGAAAACUGGCUUGUCCAACUGAACAUUUGAAGCAAUGUUCAUAUGUAUCUAUUCAUUGAGGAUUAGGAAGGAUUUUAGACUUGAAUAUGUUAGUAUCCAUUUGUAUACUCAGACCCAAUUGUAUUAUAUAUGCUUUAGUUGCUUCAAUACCUUGUAAAAAAAAAAAUGCAAUAAUAUGAUCUUGCUUUAAUGAAUCUGAUUUUUUUGUUUAUAAUUCAUAUAUUGUUUCAAUUUGCUGGGCAGUGUGGUUGAUGUUAAAUGCUAUAAAUAUCUUCUUGGUUAUAUGUGCAACUUAAAAGUUUCAAACCAGCACUUUCAUGUUUAUAUUUGCCAUUAUGGAGCAUUUCUUUGUUGUAUAUUUACACAUUCUAAAUUACAAACUUGUUGAUCAUGAUUUUGUAGUUUUCUUUCAAACAGUGCGUGUGUAACAGUUACACAUAGUUCUUUUAUAUAUAUAUAUAUGUGUGUGUGUGUACCAUAAUUUCUCUUUACAGGCAUUUGUGUAAAUAAUGUAAGUGAAUAUUCUUUUAAUCCCAUCGGUAUUGUUAAUUUUUAAUUGUGUUAAUCAUAACUUAUUGUUAGCAUGUCAUGCUUUGUUAGAACAGAUUCAGUUGCUCAUUUUUUAUAGACAACUGUUAUUAACACAUGGAUCUAAUAGUAUGGUAAUCACCUGGAAUGGUUGAAUUUGUAAUUGAAUUGGGAAACAAAUCGGUAAAGAACAUUUUGAUCAUUGCAGUUAGAAUGUCUGAAAUGAAGUUUAUGAAAUGAUGUGGUAACUUGUAUGCUAUAGAUAUAUUUAUCUAAGUGUUUCCUCUUUUGCCAAAAUUUAAGUUUAUCAAAGGAUUGACAGGUAACUCGCAGAUUGAGUGAAAAAUAAAACUGGAAUUUUCAAAUUUAUGAUACUCAAUAUAUUUCCCUGUGGGUGGUAAUUGAUGAUAAUAUUAAUAAAAACAAUUUUCAAUUAGUGUGUGCCUCAUAUAAUGAGCAAAAACAGAGGUGUAAGAUUCCAAGUUUAUGAUACUCAGUAUAUUUCUGUAUGGAUUUUAAUUUAAUGUUAAUUUAUGAUGAUGAUUAUAAUAAUACAAAUCUCUUCAUAUUAAUAUACAACAUGAUGAAAGAGAAGUACACAUCUCAUCAUUAACUAAGAAUGCAUGUGAAUGAUACUGUGUAGCAUGAUUUAUUUCUUGUUUCACAUAUUAUCAGUUCCUUUUUCAGGAACAAACAUCAGGUUUCUCGGCAAAACUAUUCCGUUUGUCAAUUUGGUUAUAAUAACUCGAGAACGAUAAUUUCAUAAUAUAAGUAACAAAUAAAGGUUGUAUAAUAAAUAUUGCUUGUAUGUACACGUGUUUGUUAUGUUAUAAAUAUUGAUGUGUUUUA
Molecule: messenger RNA, 7121 nt
Organism: Limulus polyphemus (Atlantic horseshoe crab)
Lineage: Eukaryota; Metazoa; Arthropoda; Merostomata; Xiphosura; Limulidae
Gene: cnk
Exons: 22
Coding region: 296-5584 (1762 amino acids)
Molecular function (GO): protein binding
Source: RefSeq, a predicted model, not a curated record